AUGGCGGAAAAUUUUCUGCGCCCAAAUGAGACAGUCGACCAGUUCUACAACCGUUGCACGAACAUAACCCACUUCGACUGCACCGAAGAGGAAAUGCUCUGGUUGACCAUCGGCCCCCGGCGUCUGCCGCUACAGGAGAUCCUGCCUAUAUCCGCGGCGCUGCUAGUGGUGUUCCUAACAGGGGUGGCAGGCAACGUGGCGGUGUGUGUGGUGAUUGUGCGCCAUCCCGCUAUGAGGACCACCACUACUAACUACUAUCUAUUCAGCCUCGCACUGUCUGAUCUACUGCUGCUGCUCUUUGGUCUGCCCAACGACCUGUCGGUGUACUGGCACCAGUACCCGUACAGUCUCGGGAUCGUGUUCUGCAAACUACGGGCUCUCAUCUCUGAAGCGGCAUCCUACGUAUCAGUGCUAACAAUAGUAGCCUUCUCCCUGGAGCGCUACCUGGCCAUCUGUCACCCGCUGCACCUGUACGCCAUGGCUGGUCUACGGCGCGCGCUGCGGAUAGUGGCUGCGCUGUGGGUCGUGUCACUUGUGGCUGCCUCACCUUUCGCCAUCUACACCACCGUCAGCUACCACGACUACCCGCCUGGGUCCGGCAAUUCGUCUCUCGAAUCAGCGUUCUGCGCCAUGCUGGAGCUUCCAUCUUGGUUCCUGUGCGAGCUCAGCAGCCUGCUGUUCUUCAUCCUGCCAGGGCUGAUCAUCCUCGCGCUCUACGUCCGGAUGGGGUUGCGUAUUAGAUCAACCCACGCCCACAAGCCCGGGAGUCCUGGAACCCUGAAUGGAGUCAACGGCAGCGUGCACGGCGAAGCACGGCAGGCCCAGUCGAGGAAGACGAUCAUUAGGAUGUUGGCGGCGGUGGUGGUGGCAUUCUUCGUUUGCUGGGCUCCGUUCCACUUCCAGCGCCUGUUCUUCAUCUACGGCGCCGACUCGCCGCACUACCACAUCAUCAACCAGUACCUCUUCAGCGUGGCUGGUCUGCUCUACUACGUCUCAGCUACCGUCAACCCCAUACUCUACAACGUUAUGAGCCAUAGGUACAGAAUAGCGUUUAAGGAGACGCUGUGCUGCAGCAAGGUUCGAAGGAAGAAGAGCAAGUACCGGGAACAAUCCAGUGUACGGGAGACCAUGGUUAACCACACCAGUGACGGACAUCUGGUGCGUGUGCGCAGUACUAACGACCGCCGCAACAGGAUCGACCGGAAGGUCUUUCGGAGAUGCAGCUACGGAGAAACAAUGACGCUCUGCAGUCAGAAAUGGAAAGACGAGUACUUUACGGAGAAGAGGAAAGGCAUCCUCAGGUCCGAGCGAAGCAGCAGCAACUCGAACAACAACGAAAACAAUCAAGUAGUGUUCUCAGACAACGAGUACAACAAAGUGGACACUGACUUGGAGAGCGAAGACAACAACAUCAACAUCAACAUCUCGAUACAUCUGCAUAAAUGAGACAUGUACGAGAGCAGGGUUUAAAACUCUGCUGCUUAACAGGACUGAGAAAAUUUUUUCUA
This is a messenger RNA of Pectinophora gossypiella (pink bollworm), 1508 nucleotides long. RefSeq names its product neuropeptides capa receptor-like (gene NGR-A27). Gene Ontology annotation, cellular component: plasma membrane. The record is from RefSeq and is a predicted model, not a curated record. The transcript has 8 exons. NCBI's taxonomy places the organism in Eukaryota, Metazoa, Arthropoda, Insecta, Lepidoptera, Gelechiidae. Gene Ontology annotation, biological process: neuropeptide signaling pathway. Gene Ontology annotation, molecular function: neuromedin U receptor activity. Bases 1 to 1446 code for a protein of 481 amino acids.